GUGAGAGAGAGGGUUCGUCGUGUUCGUUUUAUCUCUCUAGAAGGCGUGUUAUAUAAAACACUCGUAUUCGUGUUCGUCAGCUGCGUAAUCUGAGGCCCUGAAAUCCUUUAGGUGACAAAAAUCAAGGACUCUUCUCAAUCUUAUAGCUUUCGAAACCCUAAAUCUGUACUCUUCUAGGGCAAUUUUUCCUUUAGAAACUCUACUCAUUCAAAAGCCUAAUCGGUGUUUCUGUAUCAGUUUCCACUUUCUUCGCAUCAUCGCGGAAAUCUGAUUUCUUUGCGAUUUCAUCGAGCAGUGCCGAGGGAUUGCGAGUUUCUCCGAUCUGUAUCUUUGUUAUAUUGUCUCUUGUCCUACUCUUGAAACCCUAAUCUAUAGAAAACUCUUGGUUUUUGUAGAAACUAGAGAGUAGAGAGACCCCUAACUUCUCGGCAAUCCUAAUCUUGCAAAAUAAAUUGCUAUUUAUUUUGUCUGAAUAAAAAUUUUCCCGGAAAUCGGCAGCAGCUUCUGGUAUAGGAGUGUUAAUCUCAAUUUUGUUUUUCUGAAACCCUAAUAUUUUCUGAGAAAUUUUAAUCUCUUGAAAAGCUGUUUGUCUUAUCCCUCAGUUUCGAGUAAUUAAUUUUCUGAGCCUGCAAUUCGAGUUUUCCUAGCUUCGAUCGUAACUGCGGCGCUUUGGGCACCGUAGCUUGCCGAUAUCAUUGUUCACAACUGUGGCUCGUCUGAGAUCUCGAUAGAAAUGGUGGGAGGUGGAAGCAGAAGGGACGAUGGCCCCAUUGGGAUAAAUAGUACCAAUGUUUUUGCCGCUCUUGAAAGCCUACGCAAAAAGAAAAAAUCAGACAAGGAGCAUGGAUCGUCAAAGAGCAAGGGAUCUUCAAAAAGCCAAGCAAAGGAACCGGAGCAGCAGGUUUUCUGGCAACCCACGCCUCUUGCAGUGAAAUCCUGGGCUGACGUUGAUGAUGAUGAUGACGACGAUUAUUACGCAACAACUGCUCCACCUCAAUCUGUCUGGGGCACAUCGGAACCGCAGCAGAAUAAAGAGAGUUCUCCCCCCUUAGAGGAAAGUGAAAGUGAAGAAGAUGGUCUUGAUGAAGGAGAUGAUGAUGUUGAGGAAGAGCAUGAACAUGAACCUGAGGUUCCAGUGCCACCAGGACCAGUGGUGAAGAAGCCCCCUCAGGCUUCUUUGCCACCAAAGGAUACAGAAAGGCAGCUGUCGAAGAAGGAACUCAAGAAAAAGGAGCUCGCAGAACUUGAAGCUGUUUUGGCCGAGUUUGCAAUGAACAAUAAAGAGACCACUGGUGCAGAUGAAUCAGAUGGUACUGCACAAGAGAAGAAAACAGAGGAAAUCAAUGGAGAUGUGGAGAAGAAGGAGAGUGCUCCUUCGGAGAGCAAGAAUGCAAAGAAGAAGAAGAAGAAGGAUAAGUCUUCCAAGGAGGUCAAAGAACAACAGGACCAGCCUAAUGGUUCAGAGGUCAGAGAUGGACUGGAUGAAACUGCUGGGACCGAAAAUGCAGAAGAGGAUGCAUCAGCCAUUGAUGUAAAAGAGCGUCUAAAGAAGGUUGCGUCUAUGAAGAAGAAAAAAUCAAAUAAGGAGAUGGAUGCAGCAGCUAAAGCUGCCGCUCUCGAGGCUGCUGCAAGGAGUGCAAAGCUUGCUGCAGCAAAGAAGAAAGAAAAGAAUCACUAUAACCAAAAGCCAGUGCGGUAAACCUCCCCAUUUUGGAUGGGAGCAUGCAUGUAUUCGCCUUGUUCAUUCGUUGAAUGCGAAAUAAACAUCAGAUGACCUUGACGGUAUAGAACGCUGGUUUUACUUGAAAAAUAUCCAUUUUGGCUCUUGAGAUCUGGCCAAUGCCCCGUGUCAUGUGACAUAUUGUUUCAGACAUUUUUCUUUUAUUAAAUAUCUUUCUUGGAUGUUACUUGAA
Messenger RNA from Macadamia integrifolia, 1913 nucleotides. Its product is annotated as DNA ligase 1-like. Lineage: Eukaryota; Viridiplantae; Streptophyta; Magnoliopsida; Proteales; Proteaceae. The coding region runs from base 734 to 1699 and encodes 321 amino acids. The transcript has 3 exons. The record is from RefSeq and is a predicted model, not a curated record.